Hipposideros armiger (great roundleaf bat) is the source of this 938-nucleotide messenger RNA. RefSeq names its product PRKR interacting protein 1 (gene PRKRIP1). Gene Ontology annotation, biological process: negative regulation of protein kinase activity. Gene Ontology annotation, molecular function: protein kinase inhibitor activity; double-stranded RNA binding; protein kinase binding. Lineage: Eukaryota; Metazoa; Chordata; Mammalia; Chiroptera; Hipposideridae. The transcript has 6 exons. The coding region runs from base 60 to 626 and encodes 188 amino acids. Gene Ontology annotation, cellular component: nucleolus. The record is from RefSeq and is a predicted model, not a curated record.
CUCUGGAGUCAUCCGUGCGCGCCGCCGCCGCCGCUCGCCAGGAAAUCAAGAACGCUGUCAUGGCGAGUUCAGCCGCCUCCUCGGUGCGACCCCCGAGGCCCAAGAAAGAGCCACAAGCGCUCGUCAUCCCCAGGAGUGCGGCAGAGGAACAGAAGCUCAAGCUAGAGCGGCUCAUGAAGAACCCGGACAAAGGAGUUCCAAUUCCAGAAAAAAUGAAUGAAUGGGCACCUCGACCUCCCCCAGAAUUUGUCCGAGAUGUAAUGGGUUCAAGUGCUGGGGCUGGCAGCGGAGAGUUCCACGUAUACAGACAUCUGCGCCGGAGAGAGUACCAGCGACAGGACUACAUGGACGCCAUGUCUGAGAAGCAAAAAUUGGAUGUAGAGUUUCAGAAGCGACUGGAAAGGAAUAAAAUUGCUGCAGAGGAGCAGACUGCAAAGCGACGAAAAAAGCGCCAGAAGUUAAAAGAGAAGAAAUUAUUGGCAAAGAAGAUGAAACUUGAACAGAAGAAACAAAAAGAAGGAUCCAGUCAGUCCCAGGAGCAUCCGUCCAGCAGCUCUGAGGAGGCAUCGGGAACUGACGAGGAGGAGGAGGAGAGGGAGGAACCCAGCUUCGUCAUGGGGCGGUGACAGCGUUGGCCCCAGCACCUCAGAAAACCCUCCACGCCACCCGAUGGGGAGGGAGGCGGUUUCAGUUCACUUUCUCUCCCAAGGCCUCGCUGGAUGGAAGCAAGUGGGAACCCUGUCGGCAGGACUCAGAGCCUGCGGUACAGAGGACCAGUUCCUGGACACUCAAGCAAGGGCAUUGCCAAGCCGAGUCCAUUCAUUUUCCCGCCGAAGGGGGUAGGGGGUGGUAUGCCUGUUCUCACAUAUUUUGACAGUGAUGAGUUUGGGGCUGGUUUCUGUGAAAGGAAUGUGUAUUUAGUAAAGAAUAGAAAAACG